AAUACAAAGAAACUCCUUUCUUAAAUUCAAAUGCUGAUAAAUCAGCCGCUUCAGGCAUGUAUUGUAUAAAUAAACCUUGAAGUAAUGAAAACACGUGAAUAACUGAAUAGUAGGCGGACCGCGGAGUUACGAUACUGAAAAUAUGAAACCGCAGGACGCCGAAACAAUCAUGGCACCCGCAAUCCUAGUGACGGGCGGGGCGGGCUACGUCGGCUCGCACACAGUAAUGUCUCUGCUUGAACGUUCAGAAUCAGUGGAAUUCGAAAUAGUUGUCGUAGACAACCUCACCAAUGCAUACAGAUCUGAUGACCAGAAAAAACCAGAACCAUUGAGAAUUAUAGAAGAGAUGACGGGGAAGAAGAUACACUUCUACGAACUCGACAUCCGCGAUAGAGAAGGAUUGAAUAAGAUAUUUGCCGCUCACAGUAUCGAAUGCGUGAUCCACUUCGCGGCGCUCAAGGCUGUGGGUGAAUCCGUCGAGAAGCCGCUGGAAUACUACCAGGCAAACAUAUCUGGUACUUGUACGCUAUUUGAGGCAAUGCGUAAACACGGCGUAUACAAGCUAGUGUACAGUUCUUCGUGCACCGUGUAUGGAGAACCGGAGAAGCUGCCGUUGGACGAGUCUCAUCCCACAGGCCAGGGUCUGGCGAGCCCAUACGGCCGGUCCAAGUUCUUCUGCGAGGAGAUUAUGAAAGACCUUUGCAGAAGCGAUCCGAAAUGGAUGGUAAUUUCAUUGCGGUACUUCAACCCGGUGGGCGCUCACCACAGCGGGCGGAUCGGCGAGGACCCCACGGGCAUCCCAAACAACCUCAUGCCCUUCAUAUCGCAGGUAGCAGUGGGCCGACUUAAAGAAUUGUUAGUCUUCGGCAACGAUUACCCAACUAUAGACGGCACCGGGGUCAGAGACUAUAUCCACGUCGAGGAUUUAGCCGAAGGCCACGUUAAAGCCAUUAAACUCUUCAAACAGCCCGGCUUCAGUGGUUUCCAUGCUGUCAAUUUAGGCACGGGCACGGGCUACUCCGUGCUGCAGAUGGUGGCGGCGUUCGAGCGCGCCAGCGGGCGGCGCGUGCCGCUGCGCGUGACGGGCCGCCGCGCCGGCGACGUGGCCGCCAACUACGCCGACGUGUCGCUGGCGCUGCGCCUGCUGGGCUGGCGCGCCACGCGCACGCUGGCCGACAUGUGCCGCCACACGUGGGCGUGGCAGAGCGCGCACCCGCAGGGCUUCCGGGACUGCUAGGCGCCCCCGCACACAGCGGUCUUAUAUUUGCCAUAUCACGUCGAAAAAUACCAUACAAAAAUUAAACGAAGACGACUAAACGUUAUUUUACGAUUUGUAAUUAUGUCUCGAGUGCUGAGUAGGGAUUCGUUCAAUUUGCUGCGCUCCAAAAUAAUUUGAUUAUUUAUCAUGACAAUAUAGCGAGGUGGUCCUAGAAAGCGUCACGUAGAUAUAUCUUAACUUUUGAUUUUUAAAACGAUACACUUUUCGAUUGAAGUCUUUAUCUCCAAAAUAAUAAAAGCGUAGCAAAAUAUAUUUUUACUUACACAUAUAAUAUUUAAUCUAGUGUUCCUCUUGUCAAUAAUCAUUUCGAAGUUCUCGUACUUCGUGAGGAAACUAUUUUAUAAUUUAAAUAUACUAUAAACUGAAUCAGUUGC
This is a messenger RNA of Vanessa tameamea, 1653 nucleotides long. RefSeq names its product UDP-glucose 4-epimerase (gene Gale). The coding region runs from base 143 to 1237 and encodes 364 amino acids. The record is from RefSeq and is a predicted model, not a curated record. Gene Ontology annotation, biological process: beta-D-galactose catabolic process via UDP-galactose, Leloir pathway. Gene Ontology annotation, cellular component: cytosol. The transcript has 8 exons. Gene Ontology annotation, molecular function: UDP-glucose 4-epimerase activity. NCBI's taxonomy places the organism in Eukaryota, Metazoa, Arthropoda, Insecta, Lepidoptera, Nymphalidae.